AAAAAAAACUCUGAACAAAAGUUCCACGCUGUACGGACAAGUCUUGCUUCUUCACAAGGUUUUCUUCUCCAGGCCUUUCAAAUUCCGAUUUCAAAGCUGAGGACGACGACGACAAGGAAACCGUACAAAGAAGCUGAAGUUCAAGAUGGGCUUUGUGGGUCUAGUUGCAUUUUUACUUCGAUGCUUUGAUGUUCUUGCGUGGCCUCUACUUGCUCUGGUGUAUCCCUUAUGUUGUUCCAUUAGGGCGAUUGAGGCCAAUUCUGUUUCAGAUUCUGUGAAGUUGAAUACUUAUUGGGUUGUCUUCUCAUUGAUUCUGCUAUUAGAACGUGCAUCUAUGAAGCUCCUAAAAUGGCUCCCUCUGUGGCCAUAUAUUAGGCUCAUGAUCGUCUUCUGUUUGGUGAUACCUCAUUUCAAUGGAGCUUUUUAUGUCUAUAAACACCUAAUCUGUCCAUGCCUGUCCAUGGACCUCCAAAUUGUUAUCAACUGGUUCAACAAGCGGAAGAAAUCCUCGUUUAACAGAGACAAUUUUCUUGCCGAGGUGGAGAGAUAUGUAAAGGAGAAUGGAACUGAAGCUCUGGAAAAAAUUGUUGCUUCCAAAUCUGAGAGAACGAAGUCAAAUCCCGAUGAGAAAGAGUUGAAAGCAGUUUCAUCUCUGGAGAAUAAAGAGGUUAGUCAGGCAGAGCCUAAUCUCACUGGGACUGAAAACAGCAGAUUUCCCAGUAUGGAUAUUGAAGAAAAAGCCAUUGGGGUUGCAUCAGAGAGAGGAGUUCUGAACACUCCACCUUCAAAGAACGCUGAGGAGUGGACAAGUGCAUUCAGUCAGGUAACAACCCAAAGUGAUACAACUUUUAACUCCCACCCGGAUGGUAAAAUACACAAGGCUGUAUAUGAGAAACUGAAAAUAGAGAACCAGGCUGAAGCUAAGCUCACUCAGACAGAAAACGGUAAAUUUGCGGUCAUGGAGACUAAAGAAAAAUCUGUUGAGGUUGCAACAGGUAGAGAAGUUCUUGAGUCUUCCCAAAAUGUCCAGAAAGAGUGGACUUGUGCUCUCUGUCAGCUAACAACUCAAAGUGAAGCAACUUUAAACUCCCACCUCCAAGGCAGAAAACACAAGGUGGCAUGUGAGGCACUGAAAGCAAAGAGCUGGCCAUUUGUGCCGAAAAUUCCCCCGGAGUCAAAGGAAUCUCAUCAACCUAAAGAGGAGCCAGGAAAGCGGCCAACGAUCAGUGCAUCAAAACAAAAAGUUAUUAUAGAUGAAAAGGCGCAAAGUCAGAAAAAUAGCAUUCCAGCUUCAGGGACAAAGACUUCUUAUAAAUCUAAAGAGGAGCCAGCAGAAGUUGCAUCCAUCAAUGGAAGCCAACAAGGAAACCCGACUGAAGUUCCAAGCAUGAAGGAUUUAACUCUAUCGUGCAAUGUUUGUAAUGUGCACUGCCCCAGUGAGAUUGUCAUGGCAUCGCAUCUGAAUGGCAGAAAACACCAGAAAAAGAUGCAACAACGACAACAGAACCCAAAUUAAGUUCAAAGGAAGAAUGAUUUUUUGUGGAACAUAAAUCGGCACCAUUGAGAAUUGAGUCGCAGUGACACACCAUAACCCACUGAACUCGUUUUACAUGAAUUCAAAGCAAUGAACUAUUGCCAAUUGGGUCAGGCCAAUGGAAUUGACUUGCAGACCAAUGGUCUCAGGUUCCUAUGGCAUCGUGGUAGUGUGUAUUAGAAAUCCCCUUUACCCUCGUAUUUCCGACUAUAGCUUGUAUUCGUGAAGGAAAAAAAACCUAUAAAAUAUUUUAAAAAUCAAAGGACCUCUUUUAUG
Messenger RNA from Prunus mume (Japanese apricot), 1810 nucleotides. RefSeq lists its product as uncharacterized. NCBI's taxonomy places the organism in Eukaryota, Viridiplantae, Streptophyta, Magnoliopsida, Rosales, Rosaceae. Gene Ontology annotation, molecular function: nucleic acid binding; zinc ion binding. The record is from RefSeq and is a predicted model, not a curated record.